This is a messenger RNA of Spea bombifrons (plains spadefoot toad), 2917 nucleotides long. It is a transcript of the gene PAXBP1, whose product is annotated as PAX3 and PAX7 binding protein 1. Lineage: Eukaryota; Metazoa; Chordata; Amphibia; Anura; Pelobatidae. Gene Ontology annotation, cellular component: nucleus. Gene Ontology annotation, molecular function: DNA binding. The coding region runs from base 70 to 2757 and encodes 895 amino acids. Gene Ontology annotation, biological process: positive regulation of transcription by RNA polymerase II; mRNA splicing, via spliceosome. The transcript is spliced from 18 exons. The record is from RefSeq and is a predicted model, not a curated record.
UCCUGUUGUCGCUGGUUUGGCGGCUGGUUUUGCUGCAGCUCCCGGCCUUCGGUGCGCUGCUCUCCCGACAUGUUCCGUAAGAUCCGCCGGGUGAAUUUGAGGAAACGCAAUGACUCGGAGGACGAGGAGCGGGACGCCGAGCAGCCUUUCCCGGGGAUUUUUGACCAGCAGUCGGAACUUGGCAUAGGCUCCGGUGAACACCAGACCAUCAUCCCCCUCAUCGGCCCAGCCGACCCUCCGCAGUAUGAGAACGGGCCCGUGUGCCAGGCUGCCAAACCCCGCAAGGAGGCCAAAGAGGUUAACCCGAUCGUGACCAAAGCCAGCCUGCUUAGCUUCCAGGAUGAUGAUGAGGAGGAAGAAGAGGUUUUUAAAGUGAAGAAGUCCAAUUACAGCAAGAAAAUAGUCAAGCUUCUGAAAAAGGAAUAUAAAGAAGACCAAGAGAAAUCAAAACCGAAAUCUGAAUUCCUUCUCGCGCUUGAUGGUGUUAACUCUGUUAAUAAGUCAUCAGCCGUUAAAGAUGGUAACCAGGAGGACGCUGCAAAUAACAGUGACCUUGGCGAAGAAGAGAUGGAAGUUGAAAGUGAAAAAGAAGAUGAGAAGCCCAAAGCUGGAUCCUUUACGAACCCACUUUCAUCUCUCAACGUUCUCCGCCCAGGAGAAAUUCCGGAUGCAGCUUUCAUCCACGCUGCCCGUAAAAAGAGACAGAUGGCCCGUGAACUGGGUGACUUCCCGUCUCAUGAAGCAGACGGUGGUAAGAGCCGCUUGGUGCGUGAGGAUGAAAAUGAUGCCAGUGACGAUGAAGAUGACGAUGAAAAGCGACGUAUCGUGUUUUCCGUUCGAGAAAAAUCACAAAGGCAGAAGAUCGCAGAGGAAAUUGGUAUUGAGGGGAGUGAUGAUGAAGCUUUAGCAACAGGAGAACAAGACGAAGAAAUCAGCCGAUGGGAACAAGAACAGAUAAGAAAGGGAAUAAGUAUACCCCAGGUUCAAGCGCCGCAGCCUGCUGAAGCAAAUAAUUUGUUCUAUCCAACCACUUACCAGGGAAUUCCUUACGGUUCCUCCUAUGCUGUUCCUUACUCUUACACUGCUUAUGGAUCCAAUGAGACAAAAUCUCAAAAAACAGAUAAUUCAGUCUCUUUCAAAACUCCCAGUAAUGAGAUGACUCCUGUUACUAUUGAUUUGGUAAAGAAACAGCUUAAAGACAGGCUGGAUGCAAUGAAAGAAACUCACAAAGCAAACCGUGAACUGUAUGAGAAACACCAACAAAGCAAGCAAGACUCCUCCAAUUCGAUAAUACGCUUGGAAGGGUGCGCGGGGGGUAACGGUGAACGGUACCAAUUUUUGCAAGAAAUGCGAGGGUAUGUCCAAGACUUGCUUGAGUGUUUCCGUGAAAAGGUGCCUCUGAUUAACGAGCUGGAAUCCGCAAUGACCCAGCUAUACAAACAGCGCGCUGUCCGCCUUGUCCAAAGACGACAAGAUGAUAUUAAAGAUGAAUCUUCGGAGUUUUCAAGCCAUUCAAGUAAAGCAGUGAUGGCUCCAAAUCUGGACUCAUUUGGGCGAGAUCGAGCACUGUAUCAAGAGCAUGCCAAACAGCGGAGGAUAGCGGAGAGAGAAGCCCGAAGAGCACGCAGGCGGCAGGCCAGAGAAGUAACUGGCAAGAUGUCUGAGCAUCUUGAAGGUCUUUCCAGCGAUGAUGAGGAAACCUCAACUGACAUUACCAACUUUGACAUGGAAAAAGAUCGGAUUUUAAAAGAGUCCUCUAAAGUGUUUGAAGAUACUUUGGAAAAUUUUCAUUCUAUUGACUGCAUCAAAGAUCAGUUCGAAACAUGGCGUACUAAUUACUAUAGUAGUUACAAAGACGCCUAUAUUGGCCUUUGUUUGCCAAAACUACUAAAUCCGCUAAUACGACUGCAAAUGUUAACGUGGAAUCCGCUGGAGAUAAACUGCCGUGACUUUGAAGGCAUGAAGUGGUUCGAGUCUUUAGUUUUUUACGGAUGUGAAGAGAAAGAGUAUGACAAGGAAGACGCGGAUGUUGCUCUGCUGCCUUCCAUUGUUGAAAAAAUAAUUCUUCCCAGAUUAGCAGUCAUUGCUGAAAAUGUGUGGGACCCGUUUUCAACAACCCAGACCAGCAGGCUGGUGGCGGUGUUUCAGAAACUAAUCAAUGGAUAUCCUACCGUUGUAAACUCCGAAAACAAAACCACAGAGGCUCUGCUCAGGGCGUUGCUGGUAAGGAUGCGACGGACAUUAGAUGAUGACGUUUUUAUGCCGUUAUACCCCAAAAACGUUAUAGAAAAUAAGAACUCCGGGCCCUGCGUGUUUUUCCAGCGCCAGUUUUGGUCGUCGAUAAAGUUACUAGGAAACUUCUUAAAAUGGUACGGAAUCCUAUCCAACAAGACGUUGCAGGAGUUGGCACUCGACGGGCUGCUGAACAGAUACAUCCUGAUGGCUUUUCAGAACAAUGAGAACGGAGGGGAUACUCUUAAAAAGGCCCAAAGUGUAAUUGCUUGUUUUCCAAAGCAGUGGUUCUCAAAUCUUAAAGGAGGCAAAACCAUUCCGCAACUGGAAAAUUUAGUCCGAUAUCUGUCUCACCUGGCCGGUGUGAUUUACCGGAAUAACAUUGGGUGCUCGGAUGUGGAGAAAAGAAACGCAAGGGACCAAAUCAGGCAGAUUGUGAAAUUACUAGCGAGUAUCCGAGCGCUGGAAAACGCUGCCUCCGUGGCCAACGACUACAACGCGAAAGACGUCAAAGCUCCAUCAUAAGCUAGAGAACCUUGAGAGAGACCGCGGUGUAAAUGCGUUCCCUUGUGGUCUCGUUGUAAAUUAUGUAAAGUUUCUUAAACUGUAAAGUGGUGAUUAUUUUAAUGCAGGGGUUUCCCUAAAAUGUCGAGAUUGCUGGUCUUAAUUUUUUUUUAACUUAAAA